Moesziomyces antarcticus is the source of this 1914-nucleotide messenger RNA. Its product is annotated as actin monomer binding protein. Bases 1 to 1914 code for a protein of 637 amino acids. Gene Ontology annotation, cellular component: cytoplasm; actin filament. The record is from RefSeq and is a predicted model, not a curated record. Gene Ontology annotation, molecular function: actin monomer binding; actin filament binding. Gene Ontology annotation, biological process: actin filament depolymerization; barbed-end actin filament capping. NCBI's taxonomy places the organism in Eukaryota, Fungi, Basidiomycota, Ustilaginomycetes, Ustilaginales, Ustilaginaceae. The transcript is spliced from 2 exons.
AUGUCCAACAUUCCCAUCGCCGAUGACCUGGCCAAAGCCUUCAGAGAGGCAGACCAGUCGGUGCGCGCCAUCCUCGUGCAGAACGAUGGCGGCUUCCUCAAGCUGGUCCAGUCGGCUCCUCCCUCGAGCGCCGACGUGAGCGACAAGGACGACUUCAUCCCCAUCCUCUCCAAGCUGUUUGCCAACGAUCCUCAGCGCAGCGGCUAUGCGCUCUACCGUCUGGACAGCCAGUCGGCGGCGGGUGACUGGGAGUGGCUCUGCUGCUCGUACCAGCCGGAUGGUGCCAAGAUCAAGGAAAAGAUGCAGUACGCCAUCACGCGCUCGUCGCUCAUGGCCGGCCUCACCGAGCGCAACUUUCUCGAGACCAUCUUUGGCGCCAACCCCAGGGACUUUUUGUGGCCCACCAAGCUGCGCAACAGCCGCAAGCACGACUACCAGAACCCGCAGCUCAAGACCGCCGGUCUCGCCGCCUCGGACGCUGCGGGCACGGGUGUUGGAGGCGCGCGAAGGAACUUUGGCUCGGUCGGCAAGACCAACUCGCUUCGAACCACCGACGACGAUGCUUCGAGCUCGAGCAAACCUGCCAGUCUCGAGACCAACUCGGGCGUAGCGGGUGUCUCCAGCACGGCAUCUGCACCCGCCGCAGCCACCGAGGAGCGCCCAAAGCCGUUGCCCGAAUCGGAACUGCCCACUCUCUCGACACCUCCCGCGCCCAAGCGCUACAAUUCGCACGAGUUUACAUCCGCAUUCAAGAGCCCCUCCCCACCUGCAUCCGAGGAGCGUCACGACCAGGCCGCAUCGGAGCCCGUCCAGACCAGUGCCGAACCCGCUGCUUCUUCCUCCACCUCGGACAAUGCCAAGCAGUUCGCUUCCGAAACCAAGGCGCCCGAAGAGCCCAGCACGCCAGCGGUAGCAGCAGGCCGUUCCGACAGCCUCUCGCAGCCCACGGUUCCAUCUGGCUCGACGCUGGCGGCGGCUGCCGAAGUCACAUCCGCCACAGACUCGAAGCAGCCGGAGGCCAAGGUGUCGGCGGCCGAGCAGGAGCUGGCCGAGUUCAAAGCACCACAGGAGCCACCAACUCCCGCGACACAGACUGCAGGCUCGCUGUCGCAACCCACGCUUCCCACCUCCCUGGACCAGGCCAGUUUGAACGACUCGGCGCCCAAGGCCGCUGCGCAAGAGAAGAGCUCCAUCUCGGUCGGCUCGGGAACGGGCCCUUCGAGGGGUGGACUGACGGAGCGCGAAGAGGAGCUUGCCGAGCUGCGUCGGCUGCAGGCUACCGAGCGUGCUUCGGGCAACGGCAACGGCAGUGGCAGCGGCGGCAUGGGCGCGGCGGGUGGGCCGGCGCUGGGAUUCAAGUGGGGCGAUGGAGUGCAGGAGGCCAUCCAGGGGCUCGCUUCGACGGCGUCUGGCACGUCCGAAUGGAACCUGGUGGUGUUGGCCAUCGAUCUGCGCAGCGAGACGGUGGAGCUCGAGUCGCCGCCGCGAUUCGUGCCGGCAGCCGAUCUGCCCUCGGCGUUGAGCAGCAACGACCCGCGCAUCGCCUUCUACCGGCUGGACGAUGUGUCGAUGCGCACGUCCGGCGAGAGCGUAGUGGCGAUGCUCUACUGCUGUCCCGCGUCGAGCGGCGUCAAGGCGCGCAUGAUCUACUCGAGCAACGUGCUCAUCAUCCUCAACCACGUCAAGAGCUUCUCGGGUAUGCGCAUCGUCAAAAAGCUCGAAGCUUCGGACCGCGACGACCUCACGCACGCCUACGUCUCGAGCGAGAUCGAGGAAGUGCUCUCGCAGGAGAGGCACAAGUUUGCAGGCACGGGAUUUGACGGCGUGGCCGACCAGGCGCCCACCACGCUCACCAAGAGCGAACCGGCUGGCUUCUCGCGGCCUCGCAAGGCGGGUGCGUCGAGCCGAAACUGA